UGAACCUAACCCAGAAUCCAAUCUUGUUACGUACGCGCUUUUGACUAUAAAUACCUCCUUCAACCUCCCAUUUCAACUCGAACCACCCUCUCCUCCUUCAACCACCACCCACUUCGCCAUUGUAGCAAUUUCUCUGCUCCUUUACCUUUCAAGAUGGCGGCGGAGACUUUCCUAUUCACUUCUGAGUCAGUGAACGAGGGGCACCCUGACAAGCUCUGUGACCAGAUCUCUGAUGCUGUGCUGGAUGCAUGCCUGGAGCAGGACCCUGAUAGCAAGGUUGCAUGUGAGACUUGCACCAAGACCAACUUGGUCAUGGUCUUUGGAGAGAUCACCACCAAGGCCAUUGUUGACUAUGAGAAAAUUGUGCGUGACACCUGCAGGAAAAUUGGGUUUGUUUCAGCUGAUGUUGGACUUGAUGCUGACAACUGCAAGGUCCUUGUUUACAUUGAGCAGCAGAGUCCUGAUAUUGCUCAGGGUGUGCAUGGCCAUUUGACCAAGAGGCCUGAGGAAAUUGGUGCUGGUGACCAGGGUCACAUGUUUGGCUAUGCUACCGAUGAGACCCCUGAGCUGAUGCCUCUGAGCCAUGUCCUUGCUACCAAGCUUGGUGCUCGCCUAACUGAGGUUCGCAAGAAUGGAACCUGCGCUUGGCUGAGACCUGAUGGUAAGACCCAAGUCACUGUGGAGUAUUACAAUGACAAUGGUGCUAUGGUUCCUGUUCGCGUCCACACUGUUCUCAUCUCAACCCAGCAUGAUGAGACUGUCACUAACGAUGAAAUUGCUGCUGAUUUGAAAGAGCAUGUGAUCAAGCCUGUGAUUCCUGAGAAGUAUCUUGAUGAGAAGACCAUCUUCCACCUGAACCCUUCUGGCCGUUUUGUCAUUGGUGGUCCUCAUGGUGAUGCUGGUCUCACUGGGAGGAAGAUCAUCAUUGACACUUAUGGUGGAUGGGGUGCUCAUGGUGGUGGUGCUUUCUCAGGGAAGGACCCAACUAAGGUUGAUAGGAGUGGGGCUUACAUUGUGAGGCAAGCUGCUAAGAGCAUUGUUGCUGUUGGACUUGCAAGGAGGUGCCUUGUCCAGGUUUCCUAUGCCAUUGGUGUGCCUGAGCCUUUGUCUGUGUUUGUUGACACUUAUGGUACUGGGAAGAUCCCUGAUAAGGAGAUUCUGAAGAUUGUGAAGGAGGAGUUUGAUUUCAGGCCUGGUAUGAUCUCCAUCAACCUUGAUCUCAAGAGGGGUGGCAACAACAGGUUCUUGAAGACUGCUGCUUAUGGACAUUUUGGAAGGGAUGAUGCUGACUUCACAUGGGAAGUGGUGAAGCCUCUGAAGUGGGAGAAGGCUUAAGUGACACCUCUGGGCUCUGCCCUUUUACCUUAAUAGUAGUAUGUCUAAUAUUCAAAUCUCUUAAUGCCCUGUUUUUCUGUGUCGCUUUGUGAUAUUUUUUGAAUGAUCAAUUGGAAACUGUACUCUCAGUUUGUGAAUGCUGAUGCUCAGUGUCAUAUACUAGUAUCAUAUCUUCAUAUAUUCAUAUCAGAAAGUGAGUAAUCAAUGUUUUAAAA
Molecule: messenger RNA, 1550 nt
Organism: Lotus japonicus
Lineage: Eukaryota; Viridiplantae; Streptophyta; Magnoliopsida; Fabales; Fabaceae
Product: S-adenosylmethionine synthase 1
Exons: 2
Coding region: 154-1335 (393 amino acids)
Biological process (GO): S-adenosylmethionine biosynthetic process
Cellular component (GO): cytosol
Molecular function (GO): methionine adenosyltransferase activity; ATP binding
Source: RefSeq, a predicted model, not a curated record